This is a messenger RNA of Diceros bicornis minor, 4848 nucleotides long. RefSeq names its product endothelin converting enzyme 1 (gene ECE1). Gene Ontology annotation, molecular function: metalloendopeptidase activity. NCBI's taxonomy places the organism in Eukaryota, Metazoa, Chordata, Mammalia, Perissodactyla, Rhinocerotidae. The transcript is spliced from 20 exons. Gene Ontology annotation, biological process: peptide hormone processing. Gene Ontology annotation, cellular component: plasma membrane. The record is from RefSeq and is a predicted model, not a curated record. The coding region runs from base 134 to 2395 and encodes 753 amino acids.
GGGGUCGGGCCCGGAGCGGCGGCGCCGGAGCGGAGCGCGCGAGCUAUGAUGAGACAACUGAGGCACAGAGAGGCUGAGUCACUUGCCCAAGGUCACACAGCUGGGAAGUGGCUUACUGGUGAUCUGAACUGAGAUGUCGACCUACAAGCGGGCCACGCUGGACGAGGAGGACCUGGUGGACUCGCUCUCGGAGGGCGACGUGUACCCCAACGGCCUGCAGGUGAACUUCCGCAGCCCCCGGAGUGGCCAGAAGUGGUGGGCUGCGAGGACCCAGGUGGAGAAGCGGCUGGCGUUGCUGGUGGCACUUCUGGCGGCAGGACUGGUGGCCUGCUUGGCAGUGCUGGGCGUCCAGUACCAAACAAGAACCCCCCCGGUAUGCCUAAGCGAGGCCUGCAUCUCGGUGACCAGCUCCAUCUUGAGUUCCAUGGACCCCACAGUGGACCCCUGCCAGGACUUCUUCACUUACGCCUGUGGCGGCUGGAUCAAAGCCAACCCCGUUCCUGACGGCCACUCACGCUGGGGGACCUUCAGCAACCUCUGGGAGCACAACCAGGCCAUCAUCAAGCACCUUCUCGAGAACUCCACGGCUAGUGUGAGUGAGGCAGAAAGGAAGGCCCAAGUGUACUACCGGGCAUGUAUGAAUGAAACCAGGAUCGAGGAGCUCAAGGCCAGGCCCCUGAUGGAGCUGAUUGAGAAGCUCGGGGGCUGGAACAUCACAGGUCCCUGGGACAAGGACAACUUCCAGGACACCCUGCAGGUGGUCACCUCCCACUACCGCACCUCACCCUUCUUCUCCGUCUACGUCAGCGCCGACUCCAAGAAUUCCAACAGCAACGUGAUCCAGGUGGACCAGUCCGGCCUGGGCUUACCCUCAAGGGACUAUUACCUGAACAAAACCGAAAAUGAGAAGGUGCUGACAGGAUACUUGAACUACAUGGUCCAGCUGGGGAAGCUGCUGGGCGGAGGGGACGAGGACAACAUCCGGCCCCAGAUGCAACAGAUCCUGGACUUUGAGACAGCGCUGGCCAACAUCACCAUCCCCCAGGAGAAGCGCCGGGAUGAGGAGCUCAUCUACCACAAAGUCACGGCAGCCGAGCUGCAGGCCUUGGCCCCCGCCAUCAACUGGCUGCCCUUCCUCAACACCAUCUUCUACCCCGUGGAGAUCAAUGAAUCCGAGCCUAUUGUCAUCUAUGACAAGGAGUACCUUGGGCAGGUCUCCGCCCUCAUCAACACCACCGACAAGUGCCUGCUGAACAACUACAUGGUCUGGAACCUGGUGCGCAAGACAAGUUCCUUCCUCGAUCAGCGCUUUCAGGACGCCGAUGAGAAGUUCAUGGAAGUCAUGUACGGGACCAAGAAGACCUGUCUUCCUCGCUGGAAGUUUUGUGUGAGCGACACGGAAAACAACCUGGGCUUUGCCCUGGGCCCCAUGUUUGUCAAAGCGACCUUCGCCGAGGACAGCAAGAACAUAGCCAGUGAGAUAAUCCUGGAGAUCAAGAAGGCGUUUGAGGAGAGCCUGAGCACCCUGAAGUGGAUGGAUGAAGACACACGGAAGUCAGCCAAGGAAAAGGCGGAUGCAAUCUACAACAUGAUAGGCUACCCGAACUUUAUCAUGGACCCCAAGGAGCUGGACAAAGUGUUCAGCGAUUACACUGCAGUUCCAGACCUCUACUUCGAGAACGCCAUGCGGUUUUUCAACUUCUCAUGGAGGGUCACUGCUGACCAGCUCCGGAAAGCUCCCAACAGAGACCAGUGGAGCAUGACCCCGCCCAUGGUGAACGCUUACUACUCGCCCACCAAGAACGAGAUUGUGUUUCCGGCCGGGAUCCUGCAGGCCCCGUUCUACACCCGCUCCUCACCCAAGGCUCUAAACUUUGGUGGCAUCGGCGUCGUCGUGGGCCAUGAGCUGACUCACGCUUUUGACGAUCAAGGACGGGAGUAUGACAAGGACGGGAACCUUCGGCCCUGGUGGAAGAACUCUUCUGUGGAGGCUUUCAAGCAGCAGACGGAGUGCAUGGUGGAGCAAUACGGCAACUACAGCGUGAACGGAGAGCCGGUGAACGGCCGGCACACCCUCGGGGAGAACAUCGCCGACAACGGGGGCCUCAAGGCGGCCUAUCGGGCCUACCAGAACUGGGUGAAGAAAAACGGGGCUGAGCAGACGUUGCCCACCCUGGGUCUCACCAAUAACCAGCUCUUCUUCCUGGGGUUUGCACAGGUCUGGUGCUCCGUCCGCACGCCUGAGAGCUCCCACGAAGGGCUCAUCACCGAUCCCCACAGCCCCUCCCGCUUCCGGGUCAUUGGCUCUGUCUCCAACUCCAAGGAGUUCUCAGAACACUUCCAGUGCCCACCUGGCUCCCCCAUGAACCCUCAUCACAAGUGUGAAGUCUGGUGAGGAGCAGAGCACCAAGAGCCAAGACAGAGGAGGGGGUCGCUGAGGACAAGCCCCCCGGGGGGGGCCAACAAGGCUGCACCCUCCAUCCAGCGUCCAGGGCGUUGCCCAGCCCCCUUGGCCGCCUAGGGCCCCCUUCCCGGCACUGGAGGAUUUUCAGCUGGAACCGAGCCUGUGAUGUGGGUUCUCAACAUAAUCCAAGGUUUCAUCCCGUGAAGACCCUGUCACCCCAGGCACAUGUGCAUCAGCUCUAUCGGGCAUUUGGGUGUCAGGCUGGUUGCUCACCAGGCCUGGGCCCCCCACCAACAAGGGCAGUGGGACACAGGCCCCGCACACAUCCAGCGCCAGAUACACCACAAGUACCACUGUGUCAAAUGCUUUAAAGAUAUAUUUUUGGGGAAACUAUUUUUUAAACGUGGAAUACACUGGAAAUCUUCAGGGAAAUAAUGCAUUUAAAACACUUUUUUUUUUUUAAGGAAAGGAUUGGUAUAUUUAUUAUGUUCUGUUUUUCUAAAUAACCUGUGGACAAGGGAAGCCCCACUGAUUUACCGCCCUCUCUUCCUCCUCGCUGCAAGGCAGCGAGCCCCAGCCGCUGAGCAGGUCCCCAAGCAGAGAGCUGCCUCAGCCCUGGUCACCUGGUUCUGCGGUCACCUGAUACAGAGAGGAGAGGCCCAGCUCCUCAGCGUGCCUGCCUCUGUCCCCAGAAUCCAGUAGUGGGAACCUCAGCAAGGAAGGUCUGAUCCCCAAGGUCUCCACCGGGGACUGAUGGCUGCGGCAGAAUGAGGCCAGGUCAGGGCCCUCAAACCCAGUCUGGGGCGCCCGAGCACCCUGGCUCCGGACCACGGGAGCCCCGCGAGGCUGAGACACCCUCCCACACACACACACACACAGUCUGCGGUGCCAGAGGUGUCCUCUUUCCGUCCCCCUUCUUUUGGCUACCCCAUGUCUAUCCCGGGGGCUGUCCCCUCUCUACAGCAAUCCCCCCAUCCCAGCCACUUCAGGGUCUCCCUUGCCAACCCUCUCCCCAGAGGAAAGAGAAAAGAGAAAACGGCUGUCUUCUCCCACACGGCCCAAAUCUGCCCUCUGGUCUCUGUCCUCGACCACCCAGCCUGGGCCUGGCUCCUGGGACCGCAGCCAGCCCACCCUCCGUUUUCUAGUGCCUUAUGUGAAGCUGUGGCCCUGGGCUCCACCCCAAGGAGACAGCGCCCCUGCCCACGGGCCCCUUGGCCUCCUCAGUGAAGCCUCCCAGUGUCCUGACUGGAACACAAGGCCAUACCCCCUGCUCCCAGUGCCCACAGAGCUGCCUCUCACAGCAGCCCAGGAGCUCUGGCCCGCAGGUCAGUGGCACCAAGGUCAGGAAUCUGAGGAACCCUGAACCUGCCCUGGUCUCCAACCUACUCUCAGCCCCUUGGGUUGAAUUAAGACAACUUGUAGCUAGAUGGAGUCCUCCUCUUGGGGGAUGCUUUUAGCCAUGCGAGGCUGUGAGGAGAAGUUUCCCCCAACCUGAUCAGUCUGGCCUGUGGUGUCUGGAGACCAGCAGUGUCGUGCCCUCCCUGAGACCACAGGUCAGGAGCUCCCCCAAGUGGAGCUAACUGUCGCCCCGCUCUGGUCCUCUGGGGCAGGCAGGCACCUGUGACUGAGGCAGGAGCAACCAGUGUCCACCACGGCUCUCCCGUCUUGACAGCUCAGGCCACCUGGCCAGGCCCCACUCCACAGUGCACUUGCCUCGCCUGGGAAGCCAGAAUCCUCCUUGCCCAAGAGGAGCAGGCAGCUCAGCCACUGCCUCGCCCACUUCAGAUCAGUCCCAGAGCUGGGGCAGGGGUGUUGGGAGUGGGCUCCAGAGGAGGCUCCUGGUGCCCGCAAGGAGCAGGCCUGGUAGCUCUUCAGAGGAAAGGUAGGCCCAGAGCCAGAGAAGGAGCUAGAAUCAGGAGCCCGCUGCACACACCUUGCCACAUAGAGGUAGGCUGUCCCAGUCCUGGACCCUCCUUGGGCCUGCUCUCCCCCCACCCUCCUGCUUCUCAGCCUUCCCUGUGGAGGGUCACAGUCCUCGAGAGUGUCCGUCUGCUCCAUGGACUGGGGCCUCCCAGCCGGAAGCAAGUGUCCUAGGGCUGAGGGUCCAGCCAGAGGGAAUGUAGGCUGCACUCCUUGCUUCAGGGUGUGCUAGGAGUGGGGGGGCGGGAGAGGAAGGCUCAGGCCCAGCAGGGAUGGGAGCAAAGGAAACACCCCCACUGCCCCCAUCCCUGCCCUUCCAGAGCUUCGAAAAAGGCUGAGGAGAUGGGCAGCUGCCUUCCAAGAGACCCCUCCCCUUAGGCCCAGGGAGCCAUAGGGCUGUCUUCUCUGCGGGUCCAUGAAUGUGGGGUUUGGAGCUGGGAAUCUAUUUUUUGUACUAUUAUGUUCUGUGCUACUGUAGUUUUGGUGUGGCACUAUUGUAAUUGAAAUAAAGUACUUGUACCGAG